This is a messenger RNA of Arabidopsis arenosa, 1981 nucleotides long. NCBI's taxonomy places the organism in Eukaryota, Viridiplantae, Streptophyta, Magnoliopsida, Brassicales, Brassicaceae. The record is from the annotation of a GenBank genome assembly.
GACACUGAGAUCCAUGGCGAUGGUAUUUGCACAACCCAAGAAAAACUUACUUCCUCUCCUUCUCUUUCUCUUUUGUAUCUCCGUCAUCAUACUCCUUGUUCUCGUCUCCGAGACCACUCACUCUAACGCCGGACGAGGAACUACUUUCCGGCGAAAUUACAAGGAUCCCCCUCCUUUCACUUUCCUCAUCAAGGUUCUCACCUUUAACCGUCUUCACUCUCUCUCCCGCUGUCUCAGAUCUCUCUCCGCCGCAGAUUACGGCGUUUCCGGCGACAGAGGUCGCAUUCACCUCCACGUCUACAUCGAUCACUUCAAUCUCUCGCGGAAUGAUACACCUGUAGAAGAUAACUUGAAGAGCGCGAGGGAAAUCCUAGGGUUUGUUGAUAGAUUCGAGUGGAGAUUUGGGGAAAAGGUAGUUCACUAUCGGACUGAUAACGCUGGAUUGCAGGCGCAAUGGCUAGAAGCUUGGUGGCCGAGCUCAGAUCACGAAUUCGCCUUCGUCGUUGAAGAUGAUCUUGAGGUUUCUCCUCUUUACUAUGGAAUUCUGGAACGCCUGAUUCAUAAAUACUACUAUGAUACUUCCAAUUUCAAUCCUUCCAUCUAUGGAGCUUCGCUUCAGAGACCAAGGUUCGUUCCAGGUAAACAUGGGAAUAAACUACAUGUAGAUCCCAAAACGAAUCUGCUCUUAUAUCAGUUAGUGGGAACUUGGGGACAGCUUCUCUUCCCAAAACCGUGGAAAGAGUUCAGACUAUGGUAUGACGAGCACAAGUCGAAUGGCAAGAAGCCUUUCCUUGAUGGCAUGGUGUCAAAUGGAUGGUACAAGAGGCUGGGAGAACGAAUAUGGACACCUUGGUUCAUAAAGUUUGUUCAUUCUCGUGGCUAUUUUAACAUCUAUACCAGUUUUCCGAAUGAGGGGGCUCUAAGUGUCUCUCACAGGGAUGCUGGUGUUAACUAUGGAAAAACCGCUGGGCCAGACUCACAGUUAUUGAAUAAAAGCUCUAUCAGUUCUGAUUCUCUGAAACUCCAACCCUUGAGCACUCUUAAGUGGUACGAUUUCUGUUUCAGUGAAGUUGUUCCCGGUAGAGUUGUGAGAAACCUGAAUGAACUUGGCACCAUUCUUCCUUCUGUGCAGAGAGAGAAAACCAUAAUUCUGGUCAGUCUAUAUGGUGCAGACAAGAUGUUCACCAGGAACUUACUCUGCCAUUUCGAGAAGCUUAAUACUCAAAACCACAUUUUUAUAGGCCCUAGCUCUGAGUUGUUCUAUGAUCUUUCAAGAAGGGGGCAUCCUGUGAUUGAUGUGGAUAGGUUUCUCGACAAGUUGAUCAAAAGCAAAACUUCUUAUCCAAACUCAGUGAAGGAGGCUCUGGGCAAUGCUUACGUUGUCAAGAAAUGCUUAGAACUUGGAUACAGCACCUGGGCAUUUUCAAGUAAUUCACUUUUGAUUGAUAAAGGUCCUCUCCUUGACAGAGUCAGCUCAGAGUACGACAUCUAUAUCGGGGAAAGAUCUGGAAGUUUGAUUGUUCAAUCUUCACCAGUCACUCAAAAGUUAUGGAGCAAUGAGUUUCUACACAGCAUUGCAUCCUCAAAACAAAGGCUUGAUUUUAUUCAUCUAGUGAAAGAGCUAGUGGAGCAAAAGGGCAAGAGGUUUAAGACUGUAGAGACGAUGGAUAUUGCAGAAAAUACAAAUGCCAACAGCGUAAACCAAUCGUUGGGAGAUGGCAAGCCGGUGGUGUAUUGGUCUCCUGAGGUUGCUCCCAAUAUGAUUCGGUCAAAGCUAAAAGAGUUGAACUUGUGGCUCAUCGAUGAUGAUCUCUCUUGCAAGGCCGUGGUUUGUCAUAGUUCAUAACGUUAAAAACAUAUUGGCAUUUUCUUGUGAUAGGAUUGUGACAAUUCGUUAUUUAGUUUUGUUGAAUGUUAUAUAGAAGAUCUAAUACCAGCAACCAAUGGUACUCAGUACCAAGAAUAGAUUGUUUGUUACCCA